AUGGAAAUAGACAAUUUCCCAAAGCCAACUAGAGAAGGUAUUGAUAACUCGAACCGCUUGAUUGUUGAUGAGAGGAGGUAUAACCGUAGUUAUUUGAAAGAAAAACAUGAUGAAUGGAUAGAGAUGAUGACAGCAGAGCAGCGAGGUAUAUACAAUGAUAUAACUGAUGCAGUUUUAAAGAAUUUAGGGGGUGUAUUUUUUGUAUAUGGCUUCGGAGGAACUGGUAAAACUUUUAUGUGGAAGACACUAUCAGCUGCUAUUAGGUCUAGAGGAAUGAUUGUUCUUAAUGUGGCAUCAAGUGGCAUUGCUUCUUUGUUAUUGGAAGGGGGUCGGACUGCGCAUUCUCGGUUUGCAAUUCCUAUCAACGUAAACGAUUAUACCCUUUGUCGUAUAAAGCCUAAUUCUGAUCUUGCGAACCUAAUAAAAGAAGCAUCUUUGAUUAUUUGGGAUGAAACACCAAUGAUGAGCAAGUAUUGUUUUGACUCUUUGGAUAGAAGCUUUGCUGAUAUUAUGGGGAACAUAGACAACAAAGUGUUUACAGGAAAGGUUGUUGUUUUUGGAGGUGACUUUAGGCAAGUGCUUCCUGUAAUCAAUGGAGCGGGUCGGGCAGAAAUUGUUAUGUCAGCUCUAAAUGCCUCUUAUCUCUGGGAUCAUUGUAAAGUGCUUAAGUUAACUAAGAAUAUGUGUUUGCUAACCAACAAUUUGAAUGUUGAUGAGGCUAAAGAUAUUGAAGAAUUUUCUGACUGGCUAUUAGCUGUUGGUGAUGGUAGGAUUUCAGAGCCUAACGACGGUGAUAGGAGAUGUGAAUGA
Camelina sativa (false flax) is the source of this 810-nucleotide messenger RNA. The record is from RefSeq and is a predicted model, not a curated record. NCBI's taxonomy places the organism in Eukaryota, Viridiplantae, Streptophyta, Magnoliopsida, Brassicales, Brassicaceae.